ACUGAUAUAGAUGCUCACAGUCCGAUUCCAACAUUCAGUGAACACGCAAGACAAAGGAUAAACCAUCAGUUUGCAUCCAUCAUCCAACUCAACAGCAACAUGUUUCUGUUGAAUAUUGGCAUCUAUGCCAGCCUCAUACUGUCCCUCCCUCAGUGUACGUAUCAAUCCUGCACAGAGGGGACACCCAGUCAGUGCGAAGGAGCAGAGUUUGCUCCAGGUACCGAUUUGGCCGGAGAAGGCUUUGAUAUCACCAAAUUGGAGCGUAAGGGAGCCUUUGUGCUCGACAUGAAUCAGUGGAAACACAAGGACAAAACAUGCACUCUGUGCAGCAACCCCUAUCUGGAGAACAAAAAGCAAAAGCUCCCGUUGUCAGUGGUGGACUGGAGACCAAAGCAGCCCUGCAGUAUGAAAGUGGCCAGUGCAGUCCACCGAUCCAGUGAGUCUCUGGUCACCUCCAGCUCCUCUUCUGUGAAUAACAACUGGCAGGUCAAUCUAGAUCUUAAAGUAGGACGUAAAGGUGCCUCACUGAUGCUAGCUGGUACUCAUUCUAAAAUGGCUGAUUACUCCAUGGAAAAAACUAAGAAUGACAAGUACAGCUUCACAAGCCAAAGCAUGUCCUGUGAGUACUACAGCUACCGAGUGUCCAACACUCCCAAGUUGCACAGAGAAUUUCAAACAGCAGUCAAACAGCUCCCCACAAUCUACAGCCCUGAAAACAAGCAACGAUUUUACAAACUGAUUGAUGACUUCGGCACCCACUACGUCACCAAGGUGAAGUUGGGAGGAAGUAUUCAAUCUGUGACCAGCGUCAGGCAGUGCCAGGCCAGCCUGCAGGGCCUCAGUGUGGAGGAGGUGAACAUGUGCCUGGAAGCCGAGGCGUCGGACAGCAUCAAGGCUACAAUAAAAACUCAAACAAAACACUGCAAGAAGGACAUCAAGAAGACAGACAGCAAGUCAGCCUUCUCCAGCCUCUUCAACGACAGGUUCACAGAAAUAAAGGGGGGCCAUACCACGGAGCCAGACCUUCUCUUCUCUGCUGAUAAAGAUCCAUCAGCCUACAAAGAAUGGCUGAACACAAUCCCACAGAACCCAGACAUUGUCUCAUAUUCCCUGGACUCGCUUCACGAGUUACUGCCGACUAACACCACUGUCCGGAAGAACCUGCACUCGGCCAUUAGUCAUUACAUCCUGGAGAAAGCCCUGUGGAAGAACUGUAGUGAGCGCUGUCAGGCCGGCCGCAAGAGCGAUCCGAGGGAUACCUGCGUUUGCCAAUGCCACCACGACCGCGCUGUAAACCAAGACUGCUGUCCGACCCGUAAGGGCAUGGCGCGGGUUAUCAUAACGGUACAACGGGCUGCUGGUCUUUGGGGAGACCACACUACAGCCACAGACGGCUACGUCAGGGUGUUUUUCAACAUACGGAAGGAAUUGCGUUCUCCUGUCAUUUACAACAACAACAACCCCCACUGGGCCAUGGUCAUCGACCUAGGCUCCCAGGAUUUGUCCUCAGGAAUUAAAGUGAGAUUUGAAGUGUGGGAUGAAGACAACAAAUGGGACGACGACCUGUUGGGAAAAUGUGAGCAUGUUCUGACUGCUGGAGUCAAGGAGGAUCUCUGUAACAUGCAUCAUGGCCAGCUGUUCUACAAACUGGAUGUGAAAUGUGCUCCGAGUCUGAGCGGAGAUACAUGCACGGACUAUAAGGCCUCGCCUAUGAGUCAAAGCCUGAAGAGGCUGUAUGUGUCCCGCCAUGCUCAUCCUGUUCCAAAGGCCAUCCUGUUAGAGAUGGGUGUGUUUGUGGAUGAAACAAGCUCACAGAGAAACCAGAGUCUUACUGCCGAGACUCCAGAGUUGGAUGUGAUAUAACAUGUCUGGCUUUACUGAUGCUUAUAUCCAAGGUAUUAGCAACAUAUUCUCACGGCAGUUCGUGAAAUAGUCACAAAAUGUAAUCUAUUUGAUUUGUGUACACAGACACACUUUUUCAUGACGCUCAGCACGACUUUUAAUAAAAACACAUUUUUUGUGCAUUUACCUACAAAU
This is a messenger RNA of Sebastes umbrosus (honeycomb rockfish), 2037 nucleotides long. RefSeq names its product perforin-1-like. Gene Ontology annotation, molecular function: pore-forming activity; calcium ion binding. The coding region runs from base 100 to 1863 and encodes 587 amino acids. Lineage: Eukaryota; Metazoa; Chordata; Actinopteri; Perciformes; Sebastidae. The transcript is spliced from 5 exons. Gene Ontology annotation, biological process: leukocyte mediated cytotoxicity. The record is from RefSeq and is a predicted model, not a curated record.